AUGGUCCCACAUACAGCUGCAGGUAGAGCAGCACUUCGCAACAUUGCGGCACUUGGAGACGGCCCGUCAAUCAGCUGGACGCGUAUCUCAAGACUCAAGAAUGAUGAUGUGACCAGCACCAAGAAUACGCAUGUCGUACUUACAGAAAUACAACUCAGCGGCGACGGCGACAGCCUGUCGGCAGCUCGGGGACUGCCGAUACUGGCGGACCGACUGCUGGUGCUGCCGGCGGCCAGCGGGUUAUUGUGCAUUCUGUACGACAACACCGCAGCGGCAGCGGCGGUGCCGCUGCCGGCUCCAUUGCCGUCCAAAUACGACGGUGACGCGGGGGCCGCCGAUGGUGACGGCACGCCCGCACAGCUCACGGACGUGGUGGACGCCGCACGCCAGCUGUUGGCGCCGCUGCCACCGCCGCCACCGCCGCCACCAUUAUUGACCCCGGCGGCGGCAGCGGACAGAGCGGCGGCGACGACAGCCAUCUGGGCCUCCUGUGCGCGUGCCAGGCGAUGCAUCGUGACGCCGCCGCCAGCCGCUAACGCCACGGGUCGUGGCACCUGGGACGAGCCUCCGGAGAUCCACCUCAUUGCCGGACCAUUGCCGCCGCCACUGCUGCACGGCGAACGCUGCACGUGCUCCACCACGGGCCGCGGACUGGGUGUCAAACCAGUGGUUUCGGAGUACGACGAAGCGCCGCCGCCGCUGCAGCCCCUGGGCGAUGCCCCCGUGGACCCUAAUGGCAAGGCAACCGGAACAAUAUCUGUUGCUAGCUGA
Volvox carteri f. nagariensis is the source of this 771-nucleotide messenger RNA. RefSeq lists its product as uncharacterized. Lineage: Eukaryota; Viridiplantae; Chlorophyta; Chlorophyceae; Chlamydomonadales; Volvocaceae. The transcript is spliced from 4 exons. The record is from RefSeq and is a predicted model, not a curated record. Bases 1 to 771 code for a protein of 256 amino acids.